This is a messenger RNA of Chlorocebus sabaeus (green monkey), 1300 nucleotides long. It is a transcript of the gene MBL2, whose product is annotated as mannose binding lectin 2. NCBI's taxonomy places the organism in Eukaryota, Metazoa, Chordata, Mammalia, Primates, Cercopithecidae. The record is from RefSeq and is a predicted model, not a curated record. Gene Ontology annotation, cellular component: multivesicular body.
UGACUUUUCUCACACCAAGGGGAGGACCAUGUCCCUGUUUCCAUCACUCACUCUCCUUCUCCUGAGUGUGGUGGCAACAUCUUACUCAGAAACUGUGACCUGUGAGGAUUCCCAAAAGAUCUGCCCUGCGGUGAUUGCCUGUAACUCUCCAGGCAUCAACGGCUUCCCAGGCAAAGAUGGGCGUGAUGGCACCAAGGGAGAAAAGGGGGAACCAGGCCAAGGGCUCAGAGGUUUACAGGGCCCUCCUGGAAAGUUGGGGCCUCCAGGAAAUCCAGGGUCUUCUGGGUCACCAGGACCAAAGGGCCAAAAAGGAGACCCUGGAGAGAGUCCAGAUUGUGAGAGUAGCCUGGCUGCCUCAGAAAGAAAAGCUCUGCAAACAGAAAUGGCUCGUAUCAAAAAAUGGCUGACCUUCUCUCUGGGCAGACAAGUUGGGAACAAGUUCUUCCUGACUAAUGGUGAAAUGAUGAGCUUUGACAAAGUGAAGGCCCUGUGUGCCAAGUUCCAGGCCUCUGUGGCCACCCCCAGGAAUGCUGCAGAGAACAGAGCCAUCCAGAAUCUCAUCAAGGAGGAAGCCUUCCUGGGCAUCACUGAUGAGAACACAGAAGGAGAGUUUGUAGAUCUGACAGGAAAUAAACUGACCUACACAAACUGGAACAAUGGUGAGCCCAACAAUGCUGGUUCUAAUGAAGACUGUGUAUUGUUACUGAAAAAUGGCAAGUGGAAUGACAUCCCCUGCUCCUCUUCCCAUCUGGCCCUCUGCGAGUUCCCUAUCUGAAGGGUCACAUCACUCAGGCCCUCCUUGUCUUUUUACUGCAACCCACAGGCCCACAGUCUGCUUGAAAAGAUAAAUUAUAUCAAUUUCCCCUUAUCCAGUAUUGUUCCUUUUGUGGCAGUCACUAAAAAUGAUCACUAACAGCACCAACAAAGUAAUAAUAAUAGUAGUAGUAGUAGUUAGUAGCAGCAGUAGUAGUCAUGCUAAUUAUAUAACAAUAUAUUUUUAAGAUAUACCAUAAGACCCUAUCUUUUGCAUCCUACAUUAAUUAUCUAGUUUAACUAAGCUGCAAUACUUUCAGUCGCAUUAACUUGCUGCAAUAUGAACAUAAGAUGGAUUUAUUUUUCCAUUUACAACAAACACCUGUGCUCUGUUGAACCUUCCUUUCUCUUUGGGUAGAGGGCUCCCCUAAUGACAUCACCACAAUUUAAUACCAUAGCUUUUUAACAAGUUUCAUGUAUUAAUAAAAUCUAUUUUGUAACUUUAUGAACUCUGUUUUCUUUUUAAUGAGAUAUUAAACCAUGUAAA